Messenger RNA from Macrosteles quadrilineatus (aster leafhopper), 1113 nucleotides. RefSeq names its product protein ERGIC-53-like. Gene Ontology annotation, cellular component: endoplasmic reticulum-Golgi intermediate compartment; Golgi membrane; COPII-coated ER to Golgi transport vesicle. The annotation marks the transcript as partial. Gene Ontology annotation, molecular function: D-mannose binding. Gene Ontology annotation, biological process: endoplasmic reticulum to Golgi vesicle-mediated transport; Golgi organization; endoplasmic reticulum organization. NCBI's taxonomy places the organism in Eukaryota, Metazoa, Arthropoda, Insecta, Hemiptera, Cicadellidae. The transcript has 8 exons. The record is from RefSeq and is a predicted model, not a curated record.
ACUGAAAUGUAAUCCAUGUGUGGCCCUAUUUUACUCAACUCAACAUAACCACAACAUAAUAUAGCUAAGAUACCUACAAUUUAUUUAUUUUUCUACUAAUUGAAUUUGAUAUUAGUUAUAAUGGGAGCCGAAGUGAGGUGGUUGUGUUUUAGUGCAUUACUACUUUGUUUGUUGAGUGGCAUUUUAAGUAAUGCUCCAUUCUCUAGAUUUGAGUACAAAUUUAGUUUUAAACCUCCUUACUUAGCACAAAAAGAUGGGAAAGUGCCGUUUUGGGAAUAUGGAGGAAAUGCGAUUGCCAGUGCACAAAAUGUGAGAGUUGCGCCAUCACUAAGAAGCCAGAAGGGUGCAAUAUGGUCAAAGCUAAAAACCAACUUUCAAUGGUGGGAAGUUGACAUUCUGUUCCGAAUCACUGGCAGAGGUCGGAUUGGAGCUGAUGGAUUGGCAUUCUGGUUCACUCAGAACAAAGGAGAUUAUGAUGGAGAGGUGUUCGGAAGCUCGGACAAAUGGGUUGGUCUCGGAGUUUUCUUUGACUCUUUUGAUAAUGAUAACAAACACAAUAACCCAUACAUCAUGGCCGUCAUCAACGAUGGAACCCGACAGUUUGACCAUGCUAAUGACGGAGGAAGCCAGAUGAUCGGUGGAUGUUUGCGUGAUUUCCGAAACAAGCCUUUCCCAACAAGAGCUAAAAUUGAAUACUACAUGAACACAUUGACGGUCAUGUUCCACAAUGGAAACACCAACAAUGAGGCUGACAUGGAAGUAUGUUUGAGAGUGGAGGGGGUGACAUUGCCGUCAAGCGGACAUUUUGGUCUCUCUGCAGCCACUGGGGGACUAGCAGAUGACCACGAUGUACUGCAUUUCCUGACCACCAGUCUGUACCCACCCGGAACUUCACCCCAGGGAGCAACCGUUGGUCAAGCAGGAGUCAGUCCUGAGGACCAUGAGAAACUGGCCAAAGAGUACGCUGACUAUCAAAGGAAACUUGAUCAGCAGAAAGAAGACUAUCGUAAAGAACAUCCUGAAGUUGCGAAAGACUCAGAUGCAGAUCUCGAUGAGUGGUACGAGUCAGACAAUCAGCGAGAGCUGCGUCAGAUCUUCUCAGGCCAGAGCCAG